Spea bombifrons (plains spadefoot toad) is the source of this 3586-nucleotide messenger RNA. RefSeq names its product TAO kinase 1 (gene TAOK1). Gene Ontology annotation, molecular function: protein kinase activity; ATP binding. Bases 322 to 3327 code for a protein of 1001 amino acids. Gene Ontology annotation, biological process: execution phase of apoptosis; protein phosphorylation. NCBI's taxonomy places the organism in Eukaryota, Metazoa, Chordata, Amphibia, Anura, Pelobatidae. The record is from RefSeq and is a predicted model, not a curated record. The transcript has 20 exons.
AGAAGGGCGGUGCAAGCUCUCGCGAGAUUUCCUGAGUGGGGCGGACCGGGAGUUGCCGGGCGCUCUAGCCUAGAUGCUGGGUAGUUUGUGCCACUGGCUGCCAUUCUCAGACCGAGAGCAAUAGGAAACGUUUAUCGGUAAAAAGCGUGACGGGAGCGGCCGACAGCACUGCGCUUUGGCUUCCGAGUGGGGAAGGAAGAUAAGGCGGGUGUGGGUCUUCCAAGGCCUUCUUAACGAGUAAUCCAUGCUGCCGAGGUGCCAUUCACACAGAUGAACCAGGAGCUGAUAGGACAGUGCGAGCCCAGAUAGUUAGACGGCACGAUGCCGUCGACGAGUCGAGCCGGAAGUCUGAAGGACCCAGACGUAGCGGAGCUCUUUUUUAGAGAUGAUCCUGAGAAGCUUUUUACGGAUCUUCGAGAAAUUGGCCAUGGAAGCUUUGGAGCCGUUUAUUUUGCACACGAUGUGCGUACCAAUGAAGUGGUGGCCAUCAAGAAAAUGUCCUACAGUGGGAAGCAGUCAAAUGAGAAAUGGCAAGACAUCAUCAAAGAAGUCAAGUUUCUUCAAAGGAUACAACAUCCUAACAGUAUAGAGUACAAGGGCUGCUAUCUGAGAGAGCACACAGCAUGGCUUGUGAUGGAAUAUUGUCUAGGAUCUGCAUCUGACUUACUAGAAGUACACAAAAAACCGCUGCAAGAAAUUGAAAUAGCCGCGAUCACUCAUGGGGCUCUGCAGGGUCUAGCUUAUUUGCAUUCACAUAACUUGAUCCAUAGAGAUAUCAAGGCAGGUAAUAUCCUUCUCACAGAACCAGGCCAGGUAAAACUUGCUGACUUUGGAUCUGCUUCAAUAGCUUCUCCUGCCAAUUCCUUUGUGGGGACACCAUAUUGGAUGGCCCCAGAAGUAAUAUUAGCCAUGGAUGAAGGGCAGUAUGAUGGAAAAGUGGAUGUAUGGUCUCUGGGGAUCACUUGUAUUGAGCUUGCUGAAAGGAAGCCUCCAUUAUUUAAUAUGAAUGCAAUGAGUGCCUUAUACCACAUAGCGCAGAAUGACUCCCCUACUCUUCAGUCUAACGAAUGGUCUGACUACUUCCGGAACUUUGUAGAUUCAUGUCUUCAGAAAAUCCCUCAAGACAGGCCAACAUCAGAUGAACUGCUUAAGCACAUGUUUGUCCUGCGGGAGAGGCCUGAAACAGUGUUAAUUGACCUGAUCCAGAGGACAAAAGAUGCUGUUAGGGAGCUGGACAACCUCCAGUAUCGCAAGAUGAAGAAGCUGCUUUUCCAAGAGGCUCACAAUGGGCCCGCUGUGGAGACGCAGGAGGAGGAAGAGGAUCAAGAACAUGGCAUUGGCCGAUCAGGGACUGUCAAUAGCAUUGGUAGCAACCAGUCUAUUCCCAGCAUGUCUAUCAGCGCCAGUAGUCAAAGCAGCAGUGUGAACAGUCUUCCUGAUGCCUCGGAUGAUAAGAGUGAGCUGGACAUGAUGGAAGGAGAUCAUACCGUGAUGUCAAACAGCUCUGUCAUUCAUUUAAAGCCAGAGGAAGAAAGUUACCCAGAAGAGCCGGAACCUAGAACGCGGCCAUCAGAACCGCAGUCUCCUCCCCAAGUCUCUCGUCAUAAAUCUCACUAUCGCAACCGCGAACACUUUGCCACCAUACGCACAGCCUCUUUGGUGACGAGGCAGAUUCAGGAGCAUGAGCAGGAUUCUGAGUUGCGAGAGCAGAUGUCUGGCUACAAGCGCAUGAGGAGGCAACAUCAGAAGCAGCUCAUGGCAUUGGAGAACAAGCUUAAGGCAGAGAUGGAUGAGCAUCGUCUUCGCUUAGACAAAGAUCUAGAAACACAGAGAAACAACUUUGCCGCAGAAAUGGAAAAACUUAUUAAGAAACAUCAGGCGGCUAUGGAUAAAGAGCUAAAGCUGAUGACAAAUGAAGAGAAAAAAUUCCAGCAACAUAUCCAGGCGCAGCAAAAGAAAGAACUGAACAGUUUUUUAGAGUCACAAAAACGAGAAUAUAAACUUCGCAAGGAGCAGCUGAAAGAGGAGCUAAAUGAAAACCAGAGUACCCCAAAGAAAGAAAAACAGGAAUGGCUUUCCAAGCAGAAAGAGAAUUUCCAGCAUUACCAAGCUGAAGAAGAAGCUAAUCUCCUGCGACGACAAAGGCAAUACCUGGAGUUGGAGUGCCGCAGAUUUAAGAGGCGGAUGCUGCUUGGCAGGCACAACCUGGAGCAGGAUCUAGUGAGAGAGGAGCUCAACAAAAGGCAGACUCAAAAGGACUUAGAACAUGCAAUGCUCCUUCGACAGCACGAAUCCAUGCAAGAGCUGGAGUUCCGACACCUUAAUACUAUUCAGAGGAUGCGAUGUGAACUCAUAAAGCUGCAGCACCAAACAGAACUCACAAACCAGCUGGAAUACAAUAAGAGACGCGAGAGGGAGCUUAGGCGCAAGCAUGUCAUGGAGGUCCGACAGCAGCCCAAAAGCCUCAAGUCUAAAGAGUUACAGAUAAAGAAGCAGUUCCAGGACACAUGCAAAAUCCAAACACGCCAGUAUAAAGCUUUGAGGAAUCACCUCUUGGAGACCACACCAAAGAACGAACACAAGGCGGUGCUCAAACGGCUGAAAGAGGAGCAGACCCGCAAACUCGCGAUAUUGGCUGAGCAGUAUGAUCACAGCAUUAAUGAAAUGCUGUCUACGCAAGCACUGCGUCUGGAUGAGGCACAAGAAGCAGAGUGCCAAGUUCUGAAAAUGCAGCUGCAGCAGGAGCUGGAAUUACUAAAUGCCUAUCAAAGCAAAAUCAAGAUGCAGGCGGAGGCUCAGCACGAGCGCGAGCUGCGGGAACUGGAGCAGAGGGUUUCACUGCGCAGGGCCCUGCUGGAGCAAAAGAUUGAAGAAGAAAUGUUGGCUCUUCAAAAUGAGCGCACCGAACGGAUACGAAGUCUGUUGGAGCGCCAAGCACGGGAAAUUGAAGCGUUUGACUCUGAAAGCAUGAGGCUAGGCUUUAGCAAUAUGAUACUCUCUAAUCUCUCCCCCGAGGCGUUCAGCCACAGCUACCCGGGAGCUUCUGGCUGGUCCCAUAAUCCCACUGGUGGCUCUGGAUCUCAGUGGGGUCACCCCAUGGGAGGCCCACCUCAAGCCUGGGGUCACCCAAUGCAAGGUGGGCCCCAACCAUGGGGUCAUCCUUCAGGGUCCGUACAAGGUGUCCCCCGUGGCAGUACGAUGGGGGUCCGCAACAGCCCCCAGGCUCUGAGGCGGACAGCUUCUGGGGGACGGACAGAGCAGGGAAUGAGUAGGAGCACAAGUGUUACUUCACAGAUAUCCAAUGGUUCCCAUAUGUCUUACACAUAACUGCAAAAAGAACUUAUUGGCCAUUCCUUUUGACCAUUCAACGCAAACUGCCUACAGAUGUCCUCACAGCAGCUUUCUCAAUGGUACUGAGCAGCUGCAAAAAUAAGGCUUCCUACACAUGAUGUAUUUUAAUCAGUUUAUACAGGGUUACAUGUUUGUGUUAUCUAACGUAUGAUUGUAUUGGCUGCUGGGUUUCUAUCUGUAAAAGAUGGACGAGUGCUGGAAAUUAAAGCAUGUGAUGAGAGUGGCUUUCAGCAAA